GGGUUAAAGAUGGCGAUGGGAUAAGUGGAGCUCGUUUAUCGCAAAUUUGACAGUGGUAGGUUUUUGUAGAGUUUUCCCUCCAAACGGGCAGUUUGUGGAAGCAGAGGAGUCUUUUUGCUCUCCUGCAGCUGUUCCUCUUGUUUAUGACCGACCGUCUCCUCCUAUCAGCCUAAAACAUCUUUUUGAAACAGAACUGAGGAGAAGAGGAAAUCUGCCUUGUGUUUCAGCACUUUCAUUGCUGCUUCAGGCCUUCCACUUCACCCCAUCCAUCCGUCCUGUUCUUCCAGCUUUCUACAGACCUUUCAUCCUCCCCUGCCUCGUCUUUCUUCGUGGAGCUGAUUUUCCCAACCUGCCAGCCCUGGAGACCCUGCAGAUGCCUGGAGCCUGGCGCUGAAGCCGGCGCUCGCCAGCAGCCCAGAUGCAUUUGCAACUCUUUGCCAUUGUGAUGUCCUUGUUUUGUGAGGUGAUCAGGAUGGGGUCCGGCGUCACGCAGAAGCAGAGCGCUCACAAGGAGACAUCUGAGGACUGUCAGAGCUGUCUGGAGUGUUCCCGGGACAACGGCUGUGUACGCUGUCCAGAGCGACUCUUCCUGUUCCUCCAGAGGAAAGGGAUGUCUCAUCAUGGAACUUGUCUCCACUCCUGUCCUGCUGGACACUUUGGACAGAGAGGGAGGGACGUGAACCGCUGCAUGAAAUGCCGCUCAUUGGACUGUGAGCAAUGCUUCAGUCGGGACUUCUGCACCAAGUGUAAGCCUGGCUUCAAGCUGUACAGAGGCAAAUGUUUGAUCCACUGCCCAGAGGGAACCUUUGCUCACCAGACAGACUGCCUCGAGGACUGUUCUCCACCAGGCGAGUGGAGCGAGUGGAGCGUCUGCACGCGUGACGGUGCCACCUGUGGUUUCAGAUGGGGGAAGCAGACCAGGGUUCAGGAGAGCAGCCAGAGCGGGAGAGCAGCCGGGGUGUGUCCGCCCCAAAGGGAAACGCAAAGGUGCAGGAUGAAGAAAAAGUGUCCCGCAGAAAGAAGAAAGAUUGGAAAAGGAGGACUUGGAAGAAAGAAGGAGAGAAAACGAGUGCGACUCCUCGCCAGAACCCGCUCAGCUACGGCAGCAGCAGACACCAGCAGAGUGCUCCGAGGCGCCUGAAUCGGAUCCAGCUGAACCGCCGGAGCUCACGCCCGUCUGCUGACAGCAGAGAUCCGUCAGCCGCCCUGCAGCUCGUUUCCAUGCAGCUGAUUCAUCUGGAAAAUGGAGGAAAAGUAACACCUGUACAGAGUGGAAAUGUUUUAGUUUCUUCCCAUAACCUGUGGAGGAAAAAAUCCAGUGAGGGAUUUUAAUAAAAAAAGCAAAAAUUAAGUCAAGAAGGAUUUUCUUUAUGGUGUUCUGCUCAUCUGCACUGAUCCACAAUUAUAUUUAAUUAGGUUUUCUGUUUAAUUUGGUCCAUUUGCUUUAUCAGAGUGGUGAAGCAGAUCCAAAGUAUGAGCAUAAAAGCCCGGUUCGUCUGGGUCAGUAUGGCCCAGUUUAGUCCAACUCCGUUCCAACUCAAUGUAGAAUGGUUUAAAUCCACUUUGACCAGGACUGCAUCCACAAAUGGCCGCCUGAUAUCCUCUAUAUGGAGAUAUCAGUCAGAUAGAAGCAUACGAACCAUAGGAUCCAGGAAAGAUCAAAAGAUCAGAGCAGAAGCUCCACCAACCGGGUCACCAACAGGACCAUGAUACCAAACACUGCAGAA
Molecule: messenger RNA, 1727 nt
Organism: Cyprinodon variegatus (sheepshead minnow)
Lineage: Eukaryota; Metazoa; Chordata; Actinopteri; Cyprinodontiformes; Cyprinodontidae
Gene: rspo4
Product: R-spondin-2-like
Exons: 5
Coding region: 419-1141 (240 amino acids)
Source: RefSeq, a predicted model, not a curated record